Molecule: messenger RNA, 1916 nt
Organism: Stylophora pistillata
Lineage: Eukaryota; Metazoa; Cnidaria; Anthozoa; Scleractinia; Pocilloporidae
Product: something about silencing protein 10
Biological process (GO): maturation of SSU-rRNA from tricistronic rRNA transcript (SSU-rRNA, 5.8S rRNA, LSU-rRNA)
Cellular component (GO): small-subunit processome; nucleolus
Source: RefSeq, a predicted model, not a curated record
AUGGCGUCGCGUCGAUGUGUUCGCAUUUAUGUCAGUCACAUUGAACUUACAAAUUAGGCGCUUAACGGAGUUCUCCUUUCAUUUGAACGUCUAAAGUAUAAAAACUGGAACAGUUUUAGCAUGGCUCGUUCUAAAAGAUCAAGGAAGCGAGGUAAACAUGAGGUUGAAAGUAAAGAAGAGGUUUAUGAUGAGCCAGAUCCUGAAGGAGAUGAUUAUUUUCACGAUGACAUUGACAAAUUUCAUGCUGAGAGGGAAAAGAUUCUUUUAGAUAGUAGUGUCUACAACAAGGACAAGGAAGAAGGUUUUGAUACUGAAAAUCAACAGGAUGAAGAAGUAAUAGCCUUGGACAUUGGUGAUUCUGAUGAGGAGAGUGAUGACAGUGAUGAUGAUGAUGAUGAUGAAAGUGAUAUUAAUACAGAUGACUUGGAGGAGGAUGAUGAAGUUGAUGAGGAAGAUGAAGAAGAAAGUGGAAAGGAGGAAGAUGGUGGGAAAGGCAUGCCAAGUCAAAAGUCUUGGGGUAGAAAGAAAUCUGCAUUUUAUGAUGCUGAUAUUGUUGAAGAAUAUGCAGGAUCUGAUGAGGAGAUGGAUAAGCUGGCGGAAGAAGAAGAGGAAGAGGCUCUGGCCUUACAGAGACAAAUUGCUGCUUCUUUAGAAGAACAAGAUUUUGAUGCUGCAGAUUUUGAACUUCCACAAACACCUCACAAGAAAGUAAAAGAAGUAGAACUAAAUAAGGAGAAGGUUGUUCAAGACCUCACAAAGUUGUCAAAGACUGAAAAGAUUCAGAUUUUGAUUAAAGAUUCUCCAGAACUUCUGGGUCUCCUGGAUGAAUUCAAAUUAAAGCUGAAAGAAGUCACAGAAAAAUUGCAUCCUCUUGUGAAGAUGGCUCGAGCAGGCCAAGUCCCGAAAGAGGGUGCAGACUAUCUUGAACUGAAACACCAGCUUUACCUCAAUUAUUGUGUCAAUAUUGGGUUUUAUUUGCUGUUGAAAGCCAGACAAACUUCUGUGAGAGAUCAUCCGGUGAUUGAACGACUUCUCCAGUACAAAAAGCUCCUAACAGAACUUGAACCACUAGAUGAGAGGUUUAAGCCGGAGAUUGAAGAGUUUCUUACAAAGAGCCAAAUCUUACGCCAAAACGGUACACAAAAGGAAAAUGAUAGCAAAGCUGACAGUAGUCAGGAACAAUCCGAAAAACCUCAAAAGUCUGUAAAGUUGUCAAGUCUUCUCGAUGAUAGCGAUGACGAUUACGGCGAAGCAGGAGACGGUAAAAAUGAAAACAAAGCGAAGAAAACAUCGGAGAAAGGAAAAGAAGGCAAAUUGAAUAAACUUCAGAAGGGCAUUAAAGGAAAAAGGAAGAUGGAGGAGGAUGUUGAGGAGACAGACCCGUUAGAAUACUAUGAAGCAGUCAGGCUGCAGAAGAAAAUGAAAAGAGAAGCUAAGGAAGCAGCUUAUCGUUUCACGCCUGAACAGUAUGAUGCAAAGGAAGAAGAGAGCGAGGAGGGAAAAAGAGGAAUUACCUACGAGAUUUCUCAAAAUAAGGGACUCACAGCCAAGAAGAAAAAGGAACUUCGCAAUCCGCGUGUGAAACACAGAAGAAAAUUCUACAAGGCUCAGAUAAAGCGUAAGAGUCAGGUUCUACCGGUUGUAAAUGAGCAGAACCGGUAUGGUGGCGAGAUGACAGGAAUUAGGUCACAUCUCACCAGGAGUAUCAAAAUCAAAUGAAAAAUUAUUAACUAUAUUAAUUCUCCAAUACACUCUCUCCUCAUGCAGUUAAUAGUUGGACCCAGGAGUAACUGACGGUCAGAUCACACGAUCAAAUUCUCUCCCUAUUGUAGAACAUCUAGAAAGCUUUAAAUUGUCGUGAAUUUGAAUCCUACUUUGUCUUGUAUUUCAAUAAAGGAGAAGCCAUUAUUAUGGAG